Molecule: messenger RNA, 1586 nt
Organism: Eurytemora carolleeae
Lineage: Eukaryota; Metazoa; Arthropoda; Copepoda; Calanoida; Temoridae
Exons: 8
Coding region: 131-1138 (335 amino acids)
Source: RefSeq, a predicted model, not a curated record
ACAAAAGUGAAAAUUAACAAGAUAUGAAUAUAAAAUAAAGAAGUUUAUUUUGGUGAAAAAAGUUCUUUUAAUGGAAAAGGUUAAUGUAAUGUGAACAAAUGGAUUAGAAUUAGUCCCUGUCUCAAUAAAAAUGAUGGAAAAAAAGCAAAUUCUACUUCUCCUUCUCGAAUUAACAUCAUGUGUUGUAUACACACACCAAGUUGACAUUAUAAAUUCUGUUUUAGAGUCAGAUGAACAAGAAAAGUUAGCAAGGCCUAAACAGACACGUGAUUCAGUUCUUGAGCCAGAAUUUAAAUCGUUUAAUGGAAAUACAUUAGUUUCCAACCAGACUGCAAUUCAGUUAAUCAAUCAAUCAACCAACCAAUCCAUUGAUCAACCUGGAAAUGAAACAAUCAAUCAAAUACAGUUAGUUGCUGAUAAUUCUACCAGUUCAUCUGUCAAUGAUAGUUUAUCUCCCAACAGCAGUGUGUCUGUCAUCAGCGGUUCAUCUGUCACAUCUUUUAACAUCACUUCAGCUGUCAAUGGCACCCUAACAGAUGUUGAUAGACCAUUAUCAAAUAUUUCGACAGAUGACAUAAAUCUGAAAACUACAGGAAACAUAUUAAAUAAUAUUUCAAUGUUUAAUGAGACUAAAGUGGAAACUUUGAAUAAAAACUACACACAAAGUGAAAAUAUUGCAUUACAAAGUAUCCACCAGUUAUUAAGUGAAAUAAAGAACAAAACAGGUUUAAAAGAUGAAUCAAUAAAUAAUGUUGAUGAGAGCAACCAAACAAGUGUUGAUUAUGAAAAACAAAAAGAAAAUCAAGAUAAAACUCAACUGAAAACUGAAAUUCCAGAUUCGUCUCCUCCAUCCGACUGCACUACAAGAGGAAUACAGGAAUUUACUGAGGAUUUUAGCUGGUCAGCAUUCAUGUUUGGUUUGGUUCUGGGACUAACUGUUGUGACGACAGUUGUUAUUAUAAUCAGGAAAAGAAAACAAAGGUCUCUGUCACAACCAGGAUUUAAAAUGUCCGAAUUCGAAGGAUCUGAAGUUACCUUACAGUUUGCUGAUGAUCAAGUUUCCUCCUGUUCAACUAAUGUUGGAAACUACAGACGAAGGAGCUCAGGGGCAAGUAAUCAUCAUGAAUUAGUUCUUUAACUACCUAUACUGUACUGUAGACUAUCCAUUUAACAUGUUCAAUUCUUUAGCUACCUAUACUGUACUGUAGACUAUCCAUUUAACAUGUUCAAUUCACAUCGGUACUUUAAGAUUUAAAUAACUCUGUAGAAAAUGUGAUUAUUGUCGUUAUAUUUUCUGAAACAAACACAGAAAAAAGAACUUGUUCCUGAAAAUUCUUUAAUCCCCGUUUAAAUUUAAAGUAUGCAAAAUGUUUAAUUACCUUAAAAAUGUAUAACAAUUUGAAAAGCAAAAUUAAGAACCUUCAGUCCACCCAACCCCAUUUGCAAAUAAAUAGUAUUUUUAUAUGUUCAUGAAAAAAUUAAGAAAACAAAUAUUUAGGAUUUUUUUUUAAAAAAAGGAUAAGAUUUUAAUAUUUAUAUGAACACAUAAUUUGUAAGAAUAUGUACAAUAAAUGUACUAAAAACGU